AUGCCAAUCACGACGCCCAGGGAGCUUGUUGACGAAUUCAAAAAGUCUGGGGAAUUUGACCGCCUCAGGCGCGAACUAUUGAAAGAGUUCCAGCGAAGCGAUGCGGCGACCAGGCUGAAAGAGAAAGUGGAAGGAAUCGCUCGGCAAUGGCUGGACUCCGAACAGAGGCAAUAUAUGUCUCAGGAGCAUAUUCACAAGUCCCUGAUGCAAGAAGUCGACAGAUACCCCAUUGUCGAACGCGCUGCAGCGGACAUGCAAUCCGUUACCGACGAAUCAUUUUCUUCUGCGGUUAGGAGGUCAUUGCAGAAGAUUCUUCGGGAAGACAGAGGCGAGAAGGUUGACGACUCCGAAGUGGCACAGCAACAAGAACCGCUGAAAGAAGGUUCAGGUGGGACGGAUACGCCCAAGGUCGCAUCUACGGACGUAAACUCAUCAACUACAAAUGGCCCUCCGGAAGCCGAGCCCGAGGCAGCUGCCAUCUCCGUCCCGACGUCGGGAUCCUCUGAACCUAUGCCUAUUACCAUCGUUCCACCAAGCCCAGACCCACUGUCCUCUCCAUCCGCCUUCCAGGACGAAACCAAGGACAAGGCACCCUUGAAUGCUGUCGCAUCUCCCGCCGCUACCCAUAGCGAAUCUCCCGUCGCUUUUGCAAUAAGCAACGAGCCUGGAGGAGAUCAAACCCCUGCCGCGGUCACGGCAAAUGCUGAGGUUGUAACAACCGUGUUGCCGUUGAUAGUUUAA
Molecule: messenger RNA, 741 nt
Organism: Pleurotus ostreatus (oyster mushroom)
Lineage: Eukaryota; Fungi; Basidiomycota; Agaricomycetes; Agaricales; Pleurotaceae
Exons: 5
Coding region: 1-741 (246 amino acids)
Source: RefSeq, a predicted model, not a curated record